Molecule: messenger RNA, 436 nt
Organism: Aegilops tauschii subsp. strangulata
Lineage: Eukaryota; Viridiplantae; Streptophyta; Magnoliopsida; Poales; Poaceae
Source: RefSeq, a predicted model, not a curated record
CUGCGCCUUCUCCUAGCCCCUUCCUUCCUUCCUUCCCUCCUCCCUUCAUUCCUUGGAGACAUGGCGAUGGCGGCGCCCAAGCUCAAGGUGCCAGGCCUGUGCCUGCUGCUGCUGAUCAUGCCACUCCUCUUGCUCCCUGGAUGUCAAGGGGCGACUUGCAGGGAGCCGAGCAAGACCUAUACUGCUCCCAACUGCGCGACCGGCCGAUGCGUGGAGCACUGCCAAAUGGAGGGCUUCCGCGGCGGGGUGUGCGAGGGGAACUACUUCGACCCCUACAAGAUAGUCUGCUUCUGCAACAAAAACUGCUGAGCAGCCAGCGAUGGCGCAUUGCUUCCGGGGGUGUAAUAAGAUGUUUGCCAAGGCGAGCCGUCGUCGAUGCGCCAUUCACACAAGUUGAAGCUGUAACAAGUUUCAUCUGUACCAAUUUUAUUUUCAA